This is a messenger RNA of Macrosiphum euphorbiae (potato aphid), 1080 nucleotides long. NCBI's taxonomy places the organism in Eukaryota, Metazoa, Arthropoda, Insecta, Hemiptera, Aphididae. The record is from the annotation of a GenBank genome assembly.
AUGAGAGGAUCCUACAGUGGCGUGCAAAGUAGAAUAAAAGAAAAAAAUCCAUUAGCACUAUAUGUGCAUUGUUAUGCACAUAUACUCAAUCUAUGUUUAGUUGAUUUAGCUAAGUCUGUACCAAUGGUAAGAAAUACUUUUGGAACUUUAUCAACUCUUCAUAAUUUUAUAAAGGCAUCUUCAAAAAGAUAUGCUAUUUUCAAAAAAGUACAAGAAUCAAAUGCAGAAAAUAAAACAAUUCCAGAUCAUUCAAAUAUUGACGAUCAAAAAGUGCAAGAAGAUUUAAAAAACAUAAAAAAAAAACCAUUAAAAUCACUCAGUGAUACUCUUUGGAAUUGUAGGAUUGAAGCUAUAAAAUCUGUUCUUGAAAAUCUGGAGACUAUAUUUCAAACUCGUUUGGAAAUAGAAAGCAUAGAUACACAUUCUGGUUCUGAUGCAGCUUCACUUUCACGAUGUGUCAAGAACUUUGAGUUUAUAUUUUGUCUACAUGUUCUUAGGAAAAUUUUAGGUUUGACUAAUGUAUUAAAUGUAUAUUUACAGUCACCAAAAAAUAACUAUGCAACUGUUAAAGAUAUGGCUAUGCAUACAAUUGAGUCUUUAAAGGAUUAUAGGUGUGAUUCAAAAUUGAAUGAAUUAUGGAUACUUUCAAAAACUGUUUGUGAUCAAAAUAAAUUAGAUCCUCCUAAGAUGCCUAGAAUGUCCAAAGUUCCAAAUAGACACGGUGGAGAUUUAUUAACUAACGAUAUAUCAAUUCGUUUUUCUGAAAAUGAUCUUGAUAUCCUACAAGCAUUAUAUGAUGUACUAUGUGAAGAAAACCUAUCGAAUGACGUUAUUAAAAAAAAAAAUAAUUUGAAAGGUGGAUUUGAAAAUUAUAGCAUAUGUUUAACUAUAUUUUUGUCAAUACCUACAAACACAGCUUCAAAUGAAAGAAGUUUCUCUUCGUUGAAGAAACUAAAAACAUAUCUACGGCUUACUAUGGGCCAAACAAGACUAAGUAGUAGAGAAGUUGAUUUUGAUCAAGUAAUAAAUGAAUUUGACGAAGGUGCACCAAUUCGUGGUCGACGGCUUGUAUUGAAAUAA